Molecule: messenger RNA, 3843 nt
Organism: Acanthopagrus latus (yellowfin seabream)
Lineage: Eukaryota; Metazoa; Chordata; Actinopteri; Spariformes; Sparidae
Product: collagen alpha-3(IX) chain-like
Exons: 38
Coding region: 211-3087 (958 amino acids)
Source: RefSeq, a predicted model, not a curated record
AGACACUGCUUAAUAAAAGCCAUGUUUAUUUAUGUAUUCGGCAAACGUUAACGUAAGUGAUUCAGAAGGGUUGUAGUGAAUUGUGUCUUCAGCAAGAAAGCUAUCCUGAAGACGGGUUGGAGAUUUGGAGGAAACUCCAAUCCAAAAAACUGUCUCCGACUUGACAGCUCGGAGGGGCAGAAAUGAUCUGAUUGGUUAAAUUGGGCCGGAAUGGGUGGAGCCAAAGAACAAUUUUUUGACUUGCCGAGUGACAUAACAGAGAAGAGAAAGCAACUGCGGCAUCUAUCGAUGUCGGCAUACUCCCCUGCCUGCGUGGCUCUGCUGUCCCUCCUCCUCCUCGCUCCAGCACUUGGACAACUAGAUCUCAACCGAUUGGAUGGCGAUACCGUCUGCCCGCCCAUGAGGAGCGGACAAGAUGACCUUCCAGGUUUCGAUCUGAUCACCCAGUUCCAGCUGGAUGUAAUCGCACUGAAAGGUGUGAGGAAGGUGGACGGCUCCACUCCCCAUCAGGUGGCCUACCGCCUCGACAGGGAGGCCAACUUCCAAAUUCCAACCAUGCUGAACUUCCCUCGUGGCUUCCCUGAUGAGUACUCGUUCAUGGUGACCUUCCGCAUGAUCAAAAACACAGUGAACAAGGUGUGGAAUGUCUGGCAAAUCGUCGACGAAGACGGCAACAAACAAGCCGGACUGAGGCUGAAUGGCGACCAGCAGGCUCUGGAGUACUUCCUGAUGGGCGCUGAUGGCAACCUGCAGACCGUUACGUUCCCGGGUCUUUCUGUGCUCUUCAACACCAGGUGGCACAAAGUGAUGAUUGGCGUGGAGCGCGACCAGGUCACUCUGUACGUGGACUGCCAGCCCGUGGAUCAGAAACCCAUCAAGGGCAAAGGCCCCAUCAACACAGAGGGAGACACUCUCAUUGGCAGGCUGGAUGCUGAUCCCAACGCCUCCGUAGUGUUUGAACUCCAGUGGAUGCUGAUACACUGCGACCCAAAGAGAGCCCAGAGAGAGAGCUGCAACGAGCUGCCUGCCACCGAGAUGUAUGCCAAUGCUGAGCCUGACAAAUCAGUCCAAGGCCCCCCAGGAGCUCCUGGCCCAGAGGGCCCCAGAGGGCCCCCAGGAGAAAACGGCAGAGAUGGAAGAGAUGGUCUUCCAGGUUCUACUGGCAGUCCAGGUCUUCCUGGCAGCAAAGGGGAGCAAGGGGAGAUCGGUCUUCCUGGACAGAGAGGCCUGCCCGGUCUUCCAGGAGCUUCUGGUCCAUCUGGCCCAAUGGGUCCCAGAGGGCCUGUAGGGGAGAGAGGACUUCCUGGCUUUCCUGGACCUCCAGGUCCACCUGGCCCAGCAACUGAAGGACCUGCUGGAGCACCAGGGAAACCAGGGACCCCAGGAGAUGAAGGAAACAUUGGGCCUGAGGGUCCACCUGGACCCAAGGGGGGAAGUGGCGCUGCAGGGCCCCCUGGCCCUCCUGGUCCACCGGGGCCUGUGGGACCGCCUGGUGCCAGCAAUGAGGGAAGUGGGGAAGCUUGUCCUGCUGCCUGUCCUGCUGGACCACAGGGAUUGGCUGGGCUGCCGGGGAUGAAGGGACACAAAGGUUUGCCUGGUGAGCCUGGAAAAGAUGGAACUCCUGGAGACAAGGGAGACGCUGGAGAACAAGGUCCUCAGGGGCCACCAGGCCGCAUGGGAGAUGAUGGACAAAGAGGGCCCAUUGGAUUCCCUGGUACCACAGGAGAAAAGGGAGACAGAGGUCCACCCGGUUUCAAUGGCGUCCCAGGACCCACUGGCCCGCCUGGAGCUCCUGGUGUGGAGGGAAUCCGCGGACGUCAGGGUUUGGAGGGACCCAAGGGCGACGAAGGAGCUGUUGGACCUCAAGGAGAGCAGGGUCCCCAAGGGGAUAAAGGCGAUGUUGGAGCGCCUGGAAAAGACGGCUUGGAUGGAGUUCCCGGAGUUGAUGGAGCCAAGGGAGAGGCUGGCACUCCUGGAGCCAGUGGUAUCAGGGGCAUUGUGGGUAUUCCCGGGCUGCCAGGGAAGCAGGGAGUAGUCGGACCCCCCGGUGAAAAGGGCGAGACUGGUGCGGAGGGAGCCAUCGGACCAGUUGGACUUCCUGGAAAGACUGGGGAGGCUGGAAAAGACGGACAAGAUGGUAAACCAGGAGAUAAGGGAAAAACUGGUGAAACAGGAAAACAAGGGCCAGUGGGGCCUGCAGGUCCACCAGGCAUCCAGGGUGACAAAGGAGAUAAAGGGGACACUGGUGCCAAAGGACUGAAGGGUCAUCCCGGGUACAAAGGUGAUCAGGGGCCUAUGGGACCAAUAGGACCAAAAGGAAGUCAGGGGGACACAGGUCUGGCUGGAGAUAUCGGGGUCAAGGGAGACCAGGGCCCUCCGGGUGUCACUGGAAUCAAAGGAGAGCAAGGAGAGAAGGGCCAAAGAGGAGCUACAGGAGACCAUGGCAGACCAGGCCCGCCGGGCCAUGAGGGUUUGGCUGGUCCAAUGGGAGCUCGAGGAUUGGAAGGAGAACCAGGCAUUCCUGGAUCACCAGGCCCCAGAGGUCUGCCUGGCCCAAAGGUCAGCGAUGAGAAGCUUCGGGAGAUGUGCUCAGCUAUUGUUGGAGAACAAAUGGAAGAGUUUAUGAAAGAGUUUCUGAAGAAGCCGGCCGCCCUGGGUGCACCUGGUACACCUGGGCCGGCAGGACCUCCCGGCCCCCCUGGGGCGGCUGGAGUGGCAGGAGCAGCAGGAGCCCCGGGGCCGGCAGGUCCCAAAGGUCAUCCAGGCUUCUUUGGACUUCCAGGCACACCUGGCAAGAAAGGUGAUGCUGGGGAGAAGGGAGACAAGGGUGACAAGGGAGAGGACGGUGUUGGAAUCAAAGGAAGCCCAGGAGCACCAGGUGCACCAGGUGCACCAGGCGCUCCUGGCAUUGGCAAGGAUGGCAAAGAUGGACAACACGGUGAGACAGGAAGUCCCGGUGCCCCAGGAGCAUCCGGUCCUAGGGGACCUACAGGGGCACCUGGGCUUUGUGAUCCAUCGACCUGUAUAGGCAGACUUCCACCCUUGUAUAUGGUCAGCGGAAAGAAGUCUGCCGGCUACAAAAACUAAUGAGACAUCACAGUUCAUUGAAACACUCCAGAUCUCAUCCUGGGAUGACCACGACCAGGCCUUCUCAGAGAACUAGUUGGGUGAUCUUUGGGAGUCUUCAAAUGUCUCCAUCUGCACCAAGAGACGCAAGGGGAAAUUGAGACAAGGCACAAUUGUAGAAUACUGUAUAGACAUUUUAACUUGUAUGUGAUUAUAGUGAGAGCUUAUCUAUUGUUCAAAGAUAGCUGCUACUGAUGCCAAAGCAACUUCUUCUAGCUGACGACAGGCAGGCACGCCCAUGAGUUGUCCCAUAGAAAUUCUACAGCCCCCGUAUCUUCGGGAGAACAAAUAUGAGCAGGUUGUAAUGUAUAGUAACGGUACAUCUCUCUGAUUUCCUCUUGUGCGCGUACUUUCUCAUUUCCUGAAUAAGCUCCUCAAAAAAAUAUUGUUUCUACUCUUUUAGCUCCAUGAAUCCAAAGUGCCAUUUUGACCCGCCUUUUCACAGCUGCACUCAUGAGCCAGUUAGGAACAGAAUUUAGUAAAGUGGAACUAUGUGUCCGGUCUUUGUUUCCCAAACAAAACCUUAAAAAUGAAUAAAAUGUUCACAUUAACACUUCACUUCGAGUGCAGACCUGAGCUAAUUUCUUCAACAAUGUGCUUCUCAUUUAGGCUCAUUCAUUUGUUUUGCCUGAUUUUUGUCAUAUCAGUGUUCUUUUUCAAACAAUGUAAUAAAGUGAAUAUGUUUUGGAAGUGUGCGCACAGUGCUGUAUUGAGACU